AUUUCAUCAUAGCUACUUCAGCAGACACCAGUAACAGUCACACAGAGGACUGAAGCAGUGAAGACUUGAGGGGCAUUGCUGUUUGUUUCCUGUGGAGAAUGGCUCUGUUCACGACAAGCAUCCCUACUAAUUUGACUUCAUUGACUGAAGAUGGAGACAAAACAAAUAUCCAUAAUUGCUCGUAUGAAUCUGUCAACUGGACCUACACUUUAGUCCCAGUGUAUGUCAUGUCCAUCUCAGUGCUGGGAAUUGCACUGAACAUCUUUGUUCUGAUGGUUUUCAUCCUCCACAAGAAGCCCUGCACCGUGGCUGAGAUCUACCUGACCAACCUGGCAGCUGCUGACCUGGUUCUGGUCUCCUUUUUGCCCUUCUGGGCUGUCAGUGCUUGGAAUAAGCAUAAGUGGAUUUUUGGUCGUGCCUUAUGCAAAAUGGUCAACGUGGGCAUUCUGAUGAACGUCUACUGCAGCAUCUACUUCCUGGUUUUGGUCAGCAUAGAUCGGUAUUUGGCUCUGGUCCACCCGCUGUCCCAUGAAACAAUGCGUCGGCCAAAAUUUGCUAAAAUUGGUUGCGUCCUGGUUUGGAUUCUGGGGUUCCUUCUUAGUAUUCCAAAACUUAUCAACAGGGAAUUGGCACCUGAUGGAAAUGUUACAAAAUGUAUUGAAAAUGAUACAAAUAUGUAUCUCGUAAAUGAGUUGAUGAUUUCUGUGUUUGCAUUCUUCAUUCCCAUUUUAAUUAUCACCUUCAGCACGCUCAAGAUUCUCAAAACUCUGACAAGCAGGUUCUGGAUAGACGGAAAUUUAAAGCAAACGGAUCACAAGGCUACCAUUUUGGUUCUGGCUGUCCUGCUGGCGUUUCUGAUCUGUUGGGUUCCAUUCCAUCUCCUCAAGAUACCAGCCCUGCUCAGUCAUGUUGGUAUUCUGACAGGCUGUAGCUCUAAAACAAUUCUGUACAUCUGUGGGCAGAUCUUCACCUACUUAGGAUUCUUCAACAGUGUCCUCAACCCCAUUCUCUACGUCAUUGUUGGGAAAAACUUUCAGAAGAAAUUUAAGGAGGUCUUUGGGCAGUGGGACCAAAAACGGACUUCAACCAUAAGCUUCAACUCCGCAAGCACAAAGCUGUCAAGAAGUAUUAAAUCCCAGAUACCGUUGACCUGAUGUGCCUGCAGCUCACUUACUAUGUGCAACUUUCUUAAUUCUGGCAUGUAUUUAAACAGCUUUUAAAUAUGACCUUUAAGUCUAAUUGGUUUAUCCACAUUUUUGUUGGUUUCUGUGUCAUGAAACAAUUAGUUUUAUCAAGUAUUAUAACCAAACCUUUAAAAAAGCCGCCUUGCUGUUUGGCAGCCAUCAGUGAUUUCUUUCUGAGCAGUAAUCAGAACUCAUGUAAGAAUACAGAAAUUUCAUGUCUGAAAGGACUUGCCAUAAAACAGCAGCAAUACCUGACAGACUGCAACGGAGCGAGCAAGGACUCUUCUCAGCCUCAAAAAUAACUCUGCUCUGUUGGGAGUAAAACUUUCUAUUUCCCUCCACGUCAAAGAGAUUCAAUGUGGCUGGAGAAGAGAUCUUCAUCCAGACAGUUUAACUUAAUGGUUUCCAAAAGCUUCUUUAGGAAAACAAACUCUAAAAACAGUUUGUACAUUUAGCUCCAGUAUGAUGAUUCAAAAUAAUUACAGCUCCAUCAUUUUUCUAAAACUGGUGUAUUCUUAAGUUAGAGCUGAUGAACUGAAAAAAACUAAUUGCAAACAAAAACAUAUUGAGUUAAAGUAGCUAAUAAUAAAAAUCUAAAGGAAAAAUACUGUCAAAAGAAAAGGGUAUAAAACUACAGAGCAAACAGCAGCAGGUGAGCUGUCAGAGCGGAAAUAAUCACUUUAAACCUUAAAAUCUGAGCAAGAAUAAAAAUAAAACGUGUUAGUGUGUGGUUUCCUUUAUCACUAAAACUAAGUUUUUAUGAGAUCUUCAGCGAGGAUAGGAAAUAAGAAGAAAACAGAUGCAACACCACAAGCUCUAAACAGCUGAUCAUGAGGAAAAGGUUUGACACAUUUCCUCACAGCCAUGUUAAAUAACAUCUACGUCACCUGUUCAUUUUACUGUUAAAUAACUCAAAAUUAUGUUGCAGUCAAAUAAAAAAAACAAAUUUUUUUUGGCGUUCCCAGGCCAGCCGAGAGACAUAGUCCCUCCAGCGUGUCCUGGGCCGACCCCUGGGCCUCCUCCCGGUGGGACGUGCCUGGAACACCUCCAGAGGAAGCCGUCCAGGAGGCAUCCGGUAUAGAUGCCUUGAACAUUUGAACUUUUGGUUUUAAAUCCUCCUAAGGUUUUUUUUCCAGGCCUGAACUCUCCUUUACACACUCACAUUAAUUAGUUAGUCACUAAUAACUGGCCUUAUAAUUUCUUGUGUAUAUUUUGUUUUGAAGCAUGAAACUGUAAUAUUAAGAUGGAGAUUUUUUGUAUUUUCUGUUUCCUUUUUCCACUGUAUAAUUAUCUUCAUCACAUUUAUGUAUUGUAUGUGCAAAACUGAAAGUCAAACAAUGAAAAUAUGUUUGUAUAAGUACAUAUUGUAUGGGCAGAUCAGCUGGAAUAAAGGGUGUCAUCCUUUCACAUCCGAAGCAGCUCUGUGUUACCACAUCCUGUUAAUAUUUCAGACCAUUUCACAGGAUGUGACUCCAGUUACAGAAAUGACAUCCAACCAUGAAAACUAUCAGAGCUGUUUGAUUAGAAAUGCUUUCAGGCGAACAUAGAAAUAAAUCUAAAUUAAAUAGCAUUACCACAUGUUUUAUAAUUAUCGAAAUAAUGAACGAAAAUGAAGAUAAUGGAUGCAAUCAGCCAAAGAGACAGAAGUAGAUCUUCUGUAACUGUAACAGUCCAAUUACAGCUUUCUCAUGGAUGCAUAUUUCAUGUGUAUAUUUGCUUGACUGUUGUUUGAUGUUGGAUCUGUGUUCGUUUAUCCAAACAAUAUAAAGAAAGUCUGUAUGGGAACUUGUUGCACUUCUGACCGAAAAACAUUCUCUCUGCUAAGCAUGAAAUGGAGCUUUGUGCACCAUUCACUUGUAAACUGGUGGUUCUGCAGGUUUCUCUUCACAUUCACCUGAUUCACUGGCACCAUCUCUGUAGGCAAUGAAACCACUUCCUUUUUCCUGUGGAAACCUUGGUGUAAUAACAUUUACAUAACAACUUGGUUGACAUUAAUCUUGAUACAUAGAAACCGGUGAUCCUUGCAGAUCAAGAUGUAAUUACUGUUUAAGCAUGUUUUUAAAUGUGUCUCUUUGCAGAAGAUUGAGUGAAGAAUGUAAUAUGACCAUGUUGUAAUAACUUUGAUCAGUUUGGUUAAUCCUUCUGUAAAUAUAGUAUAUUUCUGGUGAAAUGUAGCCCGUUGGCAGCUCACCAGCUGGAUGAUGUUAGAUGAUGCAAGCAGGCUCUGCCUCUUAUAGUGGUGUCAGUUUUUCCGUGUAUUUUUCUUUAGAAAGUGAAUUUUACAAGUUGUCAAUUAUUCCACCUUUACAUAUGUUUUAGAAAUAUAACAAGUGACAAGUCAAUAAACUGCAUCUUUACACCUGUUA
This is a messenger RNA of Girardinichthys multiradiatus, 3550 nucleotides long. RefSeq names its product B2 bradykinin receptor-like. The record is from RefSeq and is a predicted model, not a curated record. The transcript has 2 exons. Lineage: Eukaryota; Metazoa; Chordata; Actinopteri; Cyprinodontiformes; Goodeidae. Gene Ontology annotation, molecular function: bradykinin receptor activity. Gene Ontology annotation, biological process: neutrophil chemotaxis; G protein-coupled receptor signaling pathway; immune response. Gene Ontology annotation, cellular component: membrane. The coding region runs from base 99 to 1154 and encodes 351 amino acids.